AUGGCGGAAAUAGCUGUAUCGCCACUUCUACAGGUGGUCUUAGAUAGACUAGCAUCCACAGUCCUAGGAAAGCUUCAGAAUCUCUAUGAUCUCAGACAGAAUUUUGAGAAGCUACAGGAGUCACUGAUAAAUAUUAAAGAUUUUCUUGACGAUGCAGAAGAGCGACAAGCAAAGGAGGGAAACGUGAAGGUUUGGCUAUCAAACUUAAAAAAUGUAGCUUAUAAUUCUGAGGAUUUACUGGAUGAGCUUGCGACGGAAGUCAUUCUGUUCGAGAGAUUCAAUGCUGCUAGAAAUCAGGUACGCAGUUUUCUUUGGCCUUUUGACGUACAUUCCAUCAGACGUCUUUUUGAGGUCGCUGGUCAAGUUAAAAAAAUGCUAGCAUUGUUAGACAAGACUAGUGGGGAGAGUUCAAGCUUAAACUUAAGAAAGGGGGCUCAUGAAAGGGAAUCUGAGAGCUCAGCGAGUUUUAGAGAGACAGAUUCUCAUGUGACUGAAUCUAAGGUUUAUGGAAGAAUGGAAGAUAAAGCCAAAAUUAUAGAGCUUCUUUCUCCGAACUGUAAUAGGGAAAAUACCAGAGAAGUUUCGAUCAUUGCAAUAGUUGGUAUAGGAGGUCUAGGCAAGACAACACUAGCUAAGUUGGUCUACAAUGAUGUUGAUUUGAUGGGGUGCUUAGAUAUGAAAAUGUGGGUGCAUGUGUCUGAUGAUUUUGAUGUUAAAAAGCUUAUUAUAGCCACAAUAGAGUCUGCAACAAAUAAGACAUACCAAUUCACAAAUAAGGAUGUGCUUCAGUGUCUGCUGCGAGAAUCUAUAUGCGGGAAGAGGUACCUGCUGGUGUUGGAUGAUGUGUGGAAUGAAGACCAGAUUAAAUGGGAAUCAUUCGUAAAUUAUCUAAGAAAUGGUGUGGAAGGAUGCAAGAUAAUAGUCACAACCCGCAGUGAAAAUGUUGCAUCGCUAGUAGGAACAGUUUCCUCAUAUCAUCUCCAGGGCUUGCCUGAGGAUGAUUGCUGGGCAUUGCUUAAGGAGCAAGCAUUUCGUCCACGAGAAGAGGAAGAUCAUAACUUAAAGCUCAUUGGAAAACAAAUUGUUAAGAAAUGUGGAGGUGUACCACUAGCUGCAAUGACUCUAGGAAGUCUAUUGCGCUCCAGUAGAGACCAGGGUUACUGGUUGUCGGUGAAAGAUCGUGAACUGUGUAUUAUGGAUGAGAGCGUAAGUGGGAUUAUGCCUGCCCUAAAGUUGAGUUAUUCUCAUCUAAAAGUGCAUCUCAAACGAUGCUUUGCAUACUGUUCAUUGUUUCCCAAAAGUUAUGAUUUCAAGAAGAAGAAGUUAAUCCAUCUUUGGAUGGCCGAAGGCUUGAUUCUAGCAGAUGGACAUAAUCCCUUAGAAGACAUUGGCAACGGUUAUUUUGAUGAUCUAUUGAGGAAGUCCUUCUUUCAGGAAGUCAAGGACACCUUGCUGAAAGUGACACGUCUUAGAACCUUGCUGUUGUUGUCUCCUGGAUUCAGCUCUGAGGAGCUUCCUUUUUUGCCCACUAAUUUCAAGUAUUUAAGGGUUCUAGAUAUAAGUGGGUCCGGAAUCAAAGGAUUCCAUAAAUCAAUAGGGAACUUGGUCUCUUUGAGAUACCUUGACCUCUCCGAAACUUCAAUUCAAGCACUACCCAACACAAUCUGUGACCUCUGCAAUCUGCAGACACUGAACCUCUCAGGUUGCUGCCACCUUCAAACACUGCCUGAUGGAAUGGAAAAGCUGAUUAACCUAAGGCACCUUAAUAUAACUGGGUGUGAAAGACUUACCCGUAUGCCAACUGGGAUUGGAAAGUUAGUUCACCUUCAGACAUUGCCGAUAUAUAUUGUGGGCAAGAGAAAUGGGGAAGGUAUUUCGGAACUCAGCUGCCUAAACCUACGGGGGGAACUUAACAUAAAAUGCUUGGAGAAUGUGAGAGAUGCAAAAGAAACAAAGCUUGCUAAUUUGAAACAGAAGAAGCACCUGCACGUUUUGGGAUUAUUUUGGGGAAACGAUGAUGAGAACAAUUAUACUGCAGGAAGUCAGCACUCAAUAGGAUCGUCACAUGGACAUUACAGUGAUGCUAGAUUAGAAGAAGUGGAAGAUAUACUAGAAUGCCUUGAACCGCAUGAAUAUCUGAAAAAGCUGUUCAUCAAAAGGGUAUCCCGGCAUCAAGUUUCCAAGUUGGGGACUCCCCAGUCUGACUGGGCUUGUACUGAUCAGUCUCAAAAGAUGUUUAAAUCUACCUACCAUUGGGCAGCUUCCAUUACUUAA
This is a messenger RNA of Juglans microcarpa x Juglans regia, 2274 nucleotides long. Its product is annotated as putative disease resistance protein RGA3. Gene Ontology annotation, molecular function: protein binding; ADP binding. The transcript is spliced from 2 exons. The coding region runs from base 1 to 2274 and encodes 757 amino acids. Gene Ontology annotation, biological process: defense response to other organism. The record is from RefSeq and is a predicted model, not a curated record. NCBI's taxonomy places the organism in Eukaryota, Viridiplantae, Streptophyta, Magnoliopsida, Fagales, Juglandaceae.